Kickxella alabastrina is the source of this 684-nucleotide messenger RNA. Its product is annotated as CRAL-TRIO domain-containing protein. NCBI's taxonomy places the organism in Eukaryota, Fungi, Kickxellomycota, Kickxellomycetes, Kickxellales, Kickxellaceae. The record is from RefSeq and is a predicted model, not a curated record. The annotation marks the transcript as partial. Gene Ontology annotation, molecular function: phosphatidylinositol transfer activity. The transcript has a single exon.
GGCUGGCUGACAGACGAGUGCCUGGCGCGCUAUGUGCGCGCGCGCAAGGGAGUGUACGAGGACACAAAGAAGGCGCUCCGGAAAACCAUCGAAUGGCGCGCAACUGCACGGCCACACGCCCUGCGGCCUGACGUGGUCGAGAUCGAAAACCGGACGGGCAAGAUGUACUUUAACGGCUUUGACAAGUUCUCGCGGCCCAUCAUAUACAUGUACAACCACCGGCAAAACACCAAAGAGGCGGAUAACCAGAUCCGCUGGGUCAUCUACACGCUCGAGAUGUGCAUUCGAAACAUGCCUCCGGGCGUCGAGAAGGUCACUUUGGCCAUUGAUGCCACGCAUUGGGGCUUCUCGAACGCGGUGUCCAUCGGCAUAGCAAAAAAGUUCCUCGACAUCUUGGGCAACCACUAUCCGGAGCGGCUGGGUCGCGCUGUAGUGUUCAUGCCACCAAAGUUCUUUGUCGCAUUCUACAGCCUGGUGUCGUCGUUCAUCGACCCAGUCACCAAGGCAAAGGUCGCCUUUGUGAGCCCCAGCUCGCCGCCCGAUGCCCAGGCCCAGCAGGCGGACAACAACAGCAGCAGCCCGUGGAUCUCGGCUGACGAGUGCUUCAACGUUGAUAUGCUGGAGGCGGACUGCUACGGCAACUGGAAGUUCCAGUACAACCACGCUGUCUACUGGAGCGCCAUA